Messenger RNA from Canariomyces notabilis, 2110 nucleotides. RefSeq lists its product as uncharacterized. Gene Ontology annotation, cellular component: membrane. Bases 50 to 1981 code for a protein of 643 amino acids. NCBI's taxonomy places the organism in Eukaryota, Fungi, Ascomycota, Sordariomycetes, Sordariales, Chaetomiaceae. The transcript has 3 exons. The record is from RefSeq and is a predicted model, not a curated record. Gene Ontology annotation, biological process: transmembrane transport. Gene Ontology annotation, molecular function: transmembrane transporter activity.
UCUCCUUCCAACUCCCACCGUUUCCGAGGUAGUAGAUCGUAGGCCAACCAUGGACCACACAGACCCGGAGAAGAAGAGGGAGCGGUCCAGCUCAUCCGGAUCGCGUCCAGACUAUGCCCACCAUGACCGCGCCGGCAGUCCAGAACAUCAAGAUGUCGCCAGGCAACGUCUGGGAGUCUCGCAGAAACUCGCCAAUCCCUUAGAGGGCCUGAGCCCUGAGCGUCUGGCCGCCAUGGGGGAGGAGUAUGCUCGCCUGGCCGGCCUGACCAGCGACGAAGACCUGCGCGCUUUCCGCCUCGGAGCCAUGAUCGCCGGAGACCAAAAGAACCGAUACGACACCAUACCCGAUCUUACAGACCGCGAGAGGGAAGUGCUGGAACGCGAGACAACCCACAAGUGGUCGAACCCGCGUAUGCUAUACUGGGUUAUUGCGAUCUGCUCCCUAUGCGCCGCCGUUCAGGGCAUGGACGAGACCGUAGUCAACGGCGCCCAGAUCUUCUACAAAGUCCACUUUGGCAUCGGCUCGACCAGCCAAAGGGACACCUGGCUCGUCGGUCUUGUCAACGGCGCCCCCUACCUGUGCUGCGCCGUGGUCGGCUGCUGGAUCACCGACCCCAUGAACAGGUACUUUGGCCGUAGAGGGACCGUGUUCAUCUCGUGCCUCAUCAGUGCCUUGGCCUGCUUCUGGCAAGCCUUCACCAACAACUGGUACCACAUGUUCAUCGCUCGCUUCUUCCUUGGCUUCGGCAUCGGCCCCAAGUCUGCGACUACGCCCAUCUUUGCCGCCGAGUGUUCCCCUCCCAGGCUCCGCGGCGCACUUGUCAUGCAAUGGCAAGUGUGGACCGCCUUCGGCAUCAUGCUCGGAUACGUGGCCGACCUAGCCUUCUACCCCGUUCCCGACAGGGGCAUCGCGCUGGGGCUCAACUGGCGGCUGAUGAUGGGCUCCGCCAUGAUCCCCGCCGUGGUGGUGUGCGCGCUGGCCUACGUCUGCCCGGAGUCUCCCCGGUGGUACCUAACCAAGAACCGGCACCGCGACGCCUUCGCCUCAGUCUGCCAGCUGCGCUACGAAAAAGUGCAGGCCGCCCGCGACCUCUUUUACACCCACACCCUACUACAAGCCGAGAAGGAAGCCAUGUCCAUGGGCAGCAGCACAAACCGGCUCAAGGAGCUCUUCACCAUCCGGCGCAACCGCAACGCGCUCGUCGCCUCGGAAAUCGUCAUGUUCCUCCAGCAGUUCUGCGGCGUCAACAUCAUCGCCUACUUCUCCUCCGAAAUCUUCCGCACCGCGGGCUACUCCGAGGUGUCGGCGCUGGCCGCCUCCCUCGGCUUCGGCGUCAUCAACUUCCUCUUCGCCCUUCCCGCCUUCUACACCAUCGACACCUUUGGCCGGCGGAACUUGCUGCUGACCACCUUCCCGCUCAUGGCCAUCUUCAUGCUCUUCACCGGUUUCAGCUUCUGGAUCCCUGAAAGCUCCCCCGCCCAUAUCGGCUGUAUUGCCUUGGGCAUCUACCUCUUUGGCAUGGUCUACUCCCCCGGCGAAGGGCCCGUGCCGUUCACCUACUCGGCCGAGGCCUACCCGCUGUACAUCCGCCCCAUUGGCAUGUCCCUCGCCACGGCGACGACAUGGUUCUUCAAUUUCAUCCUGGCCGUUACCUGGCCCAGCAUGUUGACUGCGUUCCGUCCGCAGGGCGGGUUUGGGUGGUACGCGGCGUGGAAUGUGAUCGGGUUUUUCCUGGUGCUGCUUUUUGUGCCUGAGACCAAGGAGAAAACGCUUGAGGAGCUUGACGGCGUCUUUGACGUCCCCCUGCGCAACCAUGCGGCGUAUGGGAUGAAGCAGGUUGGGUAUUUCUGGCAGAGGUACGUGUUUAGGAGAAGGGAUGCGGUCAAGCCCGUCGUGCCUGUCUCGGGCGGGAUGGAGUGGAGGGAGAAGGAGGUUGUGAGGGACAAGGUUGGGGAUAGAGACGGUAGUGGGAGGGUGUGAUGAGUCGAAAAUAAAAAAGAAUGGUUCGUGAGGUCAGAGCUAGGGGGGUUCAUACAUACAGUGCUGGAAUUUUGAUAGGUUUGUCACAACAGAGUCAACAGCGGAAUGAUGGAUGAUGAUGACUUUGCC